Leptidea sinapis is the source of this 2261-nucleotide messenger RNA. RefSeq lists its product as uncharacterized. The transcript has 15 exons. The coding region runs from base 96 to 2051 and encodes 651 amino acids. Lineage: Eukaryota; Metazoa; Arthropoda; Insecta; Lepidoptera; Pieridae. The record is from RefSeq and is a predicted model, not a curated record.
UUUAUUUUUGGCAUAAGUAGUCAAAAUUUUCUGAUGUCGCUGCUUUUGUAACACGAAAUUUAUAGUAUAUCAAAAUUAUUGUGUAGUUAUUAAAAAUGACUGAAACGAAAAAAUAUAAAAUACCGACAAUACAAGAAUUUCUUGAGAAAAAGAAAAUAUAUGACCACAAAGAGCCAGUAUGGGUAUACUUGGAAAGAGAGAUGCGAGAAAACUCCGAAAAAAAGCCUUACAAUGAAAAAGUUGGAGCGUGGCUGAGAUUUUUAAAAGAUUUGAAAUUGCAUUACCAUCGCGAAGCUCAACGUAAAUUGAAACGGCUGGAGAAAGAAAUUGGUCCACCGUGGUAUUGCGAGUUAUCGAGUGACCAGCGAGAAGUGUUAAGCCGUCUAAAACAUGAUAUGUAUCAAGAUCUUCUAGAAGAUAUACCACGAAGAAUGCGAAAAUCAUUAGCAGAUUUAGGGAUUACAUUAAAACUACCAAAAUCUAUAUUGAUGAAGGCAAUGCUUGAUUCUGAACACGAUUCCGGACUAUUUAUGUGGAAUCUUUAUACAGCAUACUAUAAGAAACCGCCAAGCCAUCUGAUGCACGAUUAUGAUUUGAAUGCAAGAAUAAUAAUGUCAUCUUUGGUAUUUAUUGAUUUGAAUGCGUGCAUUAACGCAUUGAAGAAGUUAUGUCAUUGUGAAAAGAUCAAGGAACCCGAGAAGCAAAUAAAACAGAAAAAAAAUACUCAACCUAAUGUCAGGUAUGGCGAAUAUCUACAAAAAAACUAUAUUCAAUAUUGCGCAACACACACGAAGCAAUUUGAAGGAAAUAAACCCUUGCCAUUAGGCAACAAAGUGCGGCUUCGAAGUGUUGAGAGCUACGAACAACUUUGCAACGAUCAUUCUUUUCUCGAGAAACGAAAGGAAGGAAACAAAAAAGAAAAACGCGUGGAAAGAGUUUGUACCUACAAGUUUUGGGAGCCGCCCAGUACAUUACGCAACACAGAUCCGAAAAUGAUAGCUUUAGCCGAAAAGGAGCGAAUGUUCAAAUUAAAAGCUAAGCCACGGUUUAGAGCUCCGUACCCAAACGUCCAAUAUUUAGUUGGAGGAGUUACUUUUAGUGGCGGGAAACCAGUAUAUACUAUAUCUGGUGUAAGCAUACGACCCACCGGCUAUAUACCUAUCAACUAUGGGACAUGUUUUGCAAACAAUGGAUUCGUGACUCACAUUGGUGGCUUUUGGAAGUUCCCGAUUGUAAAGAAGGAAGCAUGUGACAAAACUUGCGACUGCCUUACUAAAUGGGAAGAGCCAGUUAUGGAAUAUAUCAAAAAAUCAAAAUGUAAAUGUGGCCAUCUUUACGACUUUUAUAAUGAAGGGAAGCCAAAAGAGAAAUAUGUUUAUCCCCCUACGAGAUAUGGACCGUUAAGAGUUGACGAGGCAAAAAUAUAUCAAAUGGAUCCUGUGGAGGAUUUUAUAAAGGAUACGGUCAGAGAAGCUCUCAUGUCUGGGGAUCCAACGCCAACACCAUCUGAGCCUUCUGUUUCACCAGAUAGUCUUAAAGAAAAAGACUUACUCGAGGCUUUUUUAGCGGAACUUUCACAUACGACCUUAAUAAUACCCCACCUACCCAAAGCAAAUCUGCUGAAUAACCUUCAGCAGUGGGUGAGAAAACGGGUGAAAGGAAAUCUUAAAGAAAGUGAACACAAACGGUUGAAACUCAUUUCUGAGCGGCGCUGGCUCGAUUUAAAACAUAUGGACUUCAGGGCGAUCGCGUACAGAAUACCUUUUACUUUGAAACAGUUGAAAAAUAUAAAUUGGUCGCAUAGAAACAUGUUGCAGAAAUUGGCAGACAUAUUAAUGGAAGAUUUUGAAACAAGAAAUAGAUUGAAGCAACUCACACAGUCCAGACUUUGGUGGGCGACAACCAUGUAUGACGCGUAUCCAGGCAAGCCGUUCUUGGACAUUUAUUUCACAUACAUGCCUGGUAGAAUGAAGGACACAUUCCUGAAUAAUCCAUACAGCUCUGAACUCACGCCCAAGUCGGGAGCUAAAACAUGCCCCUUAAACUUUUGAAAAACAACAUGUUUAACUUUAAUGUAGUAAUUAAAUUUAGGAAUACAUGUAUUUAGAUACUGUGUAAAAAUUAUGUGUAUGUUUCUGUGAAGUUAUAUUUAGUCUUUGUUUCCUUUUAUAAAUAGCAAAAUGUGUUACCAGUAACAAUUAAUAAAUUUGAAUAAUUAUAAGAUCAAAAUGUUUAUUUAAUAAAGUAUUAUGAACAGUCGA